GCCGCCGCGCUACCAGAACGUCUGAUGAAGCCGACGGUGUCAGGAAGCACCGCUGCUUAUUUCAUAUAUGUUUUUACGAUAAAGACGGGACGGAGAGCCGAAUAUUUGGGUCAAGGACACAAAUGAAGACAGUGGAAUAUUUUCUAGUUAUUUGGGGUUUGGUCGUUGUCAGCGUGAGAGGACUUUUGUUAUGAUUUUGCGCUGAUAUCGGGGAUGUUUACGGUUCUUCUGAGGGGUAGCCAGUAACUGUAGCCUCCAGCCUCCAACUGCCUAAAAUAUUAGGCAGCAACGAAAAACCACAUUUCAUUUCUGUAAGGUGGGCUGGCGGCACGCCAAUAAUUGACUCUGGAGCAGGACACGGAGGAUAGUAUGGCCAUGACGGGAGGGACUGCAGCCGCCCUUCCCAUGAGCAACCACACCCGGGAGAGGGUGACCGUGGCCAAGCUGACACUGGAAAACUUCUACAGCACUCUGCUCACCCAGCACGAGGAGCGUGAGAUGAGGCAGAAGAAGCUGGAGAAGGCCAUGGAAGAAGAGGGUUUACCAGACGAGGAGAAAGUGAUGCGGCGCUCUCAGCACGCCCGCAAGGAGACGGAGUUUCUGCGGCUGAAGAGGACCCGACUCGGCCUGGACGACUUCGAGUCCCUGAAAGUCAUCGGACGAGGUGCUUUUGGAGAGGUGCGUUUGGUGCAGAAAAAAGACACGGGGCACAUUUACGCCAUGAAGAUACUGAGGAAAGCAGACAUGCUGGAGAAAGAGCAGGUCGCUCACAUUCGGGCGGAAAGGGACAUUCUGGUGGAGGCGGACGGCGCCUGGGUGGUCAAAAUGUUCUACAGCUUCCAGGACAAGAGGAACCUCUACCUCAUCAUGGAGUUCUUACCUGGAGGCGACAUGAUGACGCUGCUCAUGAAGAAGGACACGCUGUCCGAAGAAGCCACGCAGUUCUACAUCGCAGAAACGGUCCUGGCCAUCGACUCCAUCCACCAGCUGGGCUUCAUCCACAGAGACAUCAAACCCGACAACCUGCUGCUGGACUCCAGAGGACAUGUGAAACUGUCUGAUUUCGGCCUCUGUACGGGACUGAAGAAGGCCCAUCGCACUGAGUUCUACAGAAACCUGACGCACAACCCGCCCAGUGAUUUCUCCUUUCAGAAUAUGAACUCCAAGAGGAAAGCGGAAACCUGGAAGAAGAACCGGAGGCAGCUGGCUUACUCCACUGUGGGAACCCCAGACUACAUCGCUCCCGAGGUUUUCAUGCAGACCGGGUACAACAAGUUGUGCGACUGGUGGUCUCUGGGCGUGAUCAUGUAUGAGAUGCUCAUCGGUUACCCGCCUUUCUGUUCGGAGACGCCGCAGGAGACGUACAGGAAGGUCAUGAACUGGAAGGAAACUCUCGUCUUCCCACCUGAAGUCCCCAUCUCAGAGAGGGCCAAGGACCUGAUACUGAAAUAUUGCACAGAUGCUGAAAACAGGGUUGGAGCCGUGAGCGUGGAGGAGAUCAAGAGUCAUCAGUUCUUUGAGUCCGUGGACUGGGAGCACAUCAGGGAGCGGCCGGCUGCCAUAUCCAUCGAAAUCAAGAGCAUCGACGACACGUCGAACUUCGACGACUUCCCCGAGUCGGACAUCCUCCAGCCAGCCAACGCGACGGAGCCGGACUUCAAAUCCAAGGACUGGGUGUUCCUCAACUACACGUACAAACGCUUCGAGGGCCUGACUCAGCGAGGCACCAUCCCCACAUACAUGAAGGCGGGGAAGGCCUGACACGCUGCGAGGGAGGAAAAGAGACACAGACGUUUACGGACACAGGGUCGGGCCCCGGAGCCCCGCUGGUGCUGAAGGCUGCGCCGCCGGCCUCUCAGUUUAAAAUUAACCCUCAUCACACGUUAUUUAGGUCCGCUCAGCCGCCGCAAGAACGCCAGGAGCUCGGAAAAUGAAGGAGCGUUACCGCAUUACCUCGGUCGUUUAUAUCGUGUACACGUGCCGUCUUUAGCCAUAGUUCUCAGGCCAGCUCACUAACUAGGACACUAAAUCUGCAUAUCUGCAUGUUCAGCGGCACAUUGCUUCUGGAGUGGUUUUUUUUUUGUUUUUUUUUUUGUUUUUUUUUUUUAGGGGUUACUGCCCAAAUGUGGCAGCAGGAAUGAAGCUUGAAUACAAAUCACUGCUCCAACAUAUCUUCACUGAUAGUUUCUACACUGGUGGCUGCGUGGUCUCAGACGUAAAACAGAAUUUCUGAAAUUGAAGACGAGUUGUAUACACUGUAGUCCGGAUGGCUAAUGACAACAGGAAGCACUCGCUUCUCGUGGCCCGUGCUCGUUUGUACCUAAAGGAAAGUCCCAGCGUGACUCCCAGUGUUUUGUACCUGGUAAAACUGAAGACAUUUAAGUUUCAACUGUGAUGAAAAAAAAAAAUCAUCUAGCCGCUGAGUUUAGGUUGUUUUGAUUUACAGCAUUUGAAUGCGACGUUGCCCUGUCGUGCUCAUAUUUUAAAUAGCUACCGGAUAGAUUUCAUUUCCAUGUGACAUCACCCUAACGUCCGGGCCAGACCUUUAAAACCGAUGACUCCGCUGUAUCUCUAUUUAGCAAGUGUUAGCAUGCUAAUACACCGCACUCUGGUUGGGCACACGCUAAAUGUUAUGCCUGCUAAGUGUCAGCAUGGUGUCUGUUAGCAUUUAGCUCCACUAUAGGACCUCACAGAGCCUCUAGCUGUGCACACAUUUAGACUGCGCUACAAGUAUAACGAGACACUUAUAUAAGAAUAACAAGGAAUGUAUUACCAUGUUGAAUAGCUUUUUGCUGGCUAGUUUGAAUGAAAGUGUUUUCAUCACAGUUCUAACUUUUUAAAUGUAAACGUACAGACACUCUAACCACGCUGGAAUCCUCCUUUAGCCCUGACACUGAUGAAAAGCGCGACACUGUGGAAGCUCGGCGGGGCUCCUCUUCCUGUGGCACUGCCUCGCUUUUCUCCCGAAAGAACAGCUUGUUGCCGGGAAACGUGUAAACGCUGGCGUGCCCCCGCGCUACACAUCCGCCGCCGUGGAGCGUCGCCCAUUGGCAGCGACCAAACAAACUGCUGAGUGUGUCCCUUCCCCUUCGGAGCCAGUUGUUUUGUUCAGAUAAGUGCUACGGUAAUUGACGUCGCCCGUGAUUUCAGCCCCGGCUCCCAGCCACUUCCUCCUAAGACGGCCAAAACAUGCAAAGUGCCUUUUUAAAUAGCUGGUAGAUAUUUAACAGAUAUUUAGUUGUAUUUCAGCGGGGAUUAAUCAGAAGGCAUUCAUUGAAAUUUAAUUCAAAAGGUCAGAAAAGGGAUAAAAAAAGAAAAAAAAGCUGUCCCUUACAGUGAAUAUAAAGCGUUACUUCUAUUUAGUGUCUGCAGAGUGAUAAAACAGCAUGAUGAAAGCAGGGUUUUAUAGGUUAGAGUGUAAAUCAGGGGGCUCAUAAAACCAUGUGUCAAGGUUGGUCAAGUAAAGAUAAAACUGAAUUAGACAUGAGAGGCCAGGAAAACAGAAUAACGUGGCAGGUUGCGUGCGUACGGUUUUUGUCCGUGAAGUACAUCAUUCUGUCGAUUCUGAGUGAAGUGUUCAUCAGAUGUGUUUUAAUGUGACGAAAUCCUCCGACGUCAGAUUUCAGCCCCGUCCCUCUCAACGUGUGCUCGGAGUUGUUACUAGGCUACAAAAAAAAAAAAAAAAAAACGGUUACCAAAGAGCUCUGAUCAUCACAGAUUCAGAUGUAGCUGUCGCGUACUGCACUUAACGUAAAACUACCUUCUUUUUUUUUUUUUUUUUUAAAUAAUAACAAUAAAAAAAAGCAUCUCUCUAAAUGAUUUUUUUUUUAGUAAUAUCGGUUAAGUGUCAAAAUGCAAGAAAAUGCUAUAGAUGUGCGUCAUGACAGGAAUCCCACAUGAAAGAGUCUGCGGUGCUAUCGAGGGGCUGAUCCAGAACGUAAGCAGCACAGCAGGUUUAUAAAUGACAGCGAUUCAUCAUCACCCCCCGUACCAGCCUCUCUUCUCCUGGUUCAUCCGCUCAACAUUUAUUCACUAAGUAUCUGAAAAGUAUCUGUUCUCAAAGUACAUCAAGACUGACAAUGUGCACAAACUACAGUUGACGUGUAUAUUUCGUAUUAUUUAUUAUUUCCAUGUUCUUCAUCCAGACGUUGAAUUGGACUUUAGCUAAUAUUCAGUAGAUAUUAAAAGGACGGUCUCGUGUUAUUUUCAAUUUAAAAGGGGUACUCCAGUUUUUCUAUAGAACGAAGAGCUUCGAUGUAACAAAAGCCAAGAUGUCCUACAUUUCCCAUGAUGCAACCUGAAAGGGGCCUUAUUAUAACACCGCACCGACGACCUAGUGAGUGAAGGCUGAUUACAAAGAAAGCUCUGUACAACUAAAUUAUAACACGACUAUGAAAACUGCAACAUGAUUUGCAAGGUUGUGACCACCACAAGGGGGCGCUCUCGUGUCAACGUGAUCCUAUUUGAAGGCAGAAGUUCUUCCUAUCUUAGUAAACGCUCACGUCUUCCAAACCCCACGCUGCCUUUAGUGUUCAGGUCUCUGGUCUGGUGGCAUCACUGUGACAUCGUCUGGGGUCGUUUCUUCUUCUUCUUCUUCUUCUUCUUCUUCUUCUUCUUCUUCUCUCCCUCCGGUCCAUCCGCGGUUGGAGUGCCCCUUUAAUCACGCCAAAACGCCCUCAAACAUUCCAAGUCAAACCAUCCGCAUCACAUCAAAGAGGCGGCCCUUUUAGUUUUAAUCCACAUCUGUGGGUCUAAUCCAAAUGUAAUCACGGCUAAGACUCCAGGAAGCCGUGGCCCCGCAGAACCUGGCAGUAAGAGGACAGGUGCAUGAUGGGGGACUGUGCUCGUGGCUACCGCCGCAGAUACCCGGUUGUGACUAAUCACUGGAAACAAACUGACACAACACGGGUGGGAAAAAGGCCCAGCUGCUGUAUCCAGCGCCUGAGAUUGUUAGUGAUGAAGUAGUAUGUGUGUAGUAUGCGUGAGAGGUACUGCAAGUGAGAAAUUUCCAUGAAGUACAUUCACCUUAAGUUGUGAGAAGAUGUGUCGCCAGACUUGUGGAAUAGAAAGACGACGACACUUUUAUUUUUUCUCUGUCAAACAAGGAUGAAAAGAAGGGAGGGUAAAAAACGAACACUGUAUUUGGGAUCCGUACAAUUCUACACAUGUAUACAAAUGGAAGAACUAGAUGACUUGACCUGUGUCACUUUAUCCAAAGGGAGUUCAACUAUUGUGACUUGACACGAGUUCAGGAAAAGUUUCCCUUUUAACAUGUAAUAAUCCAGACAAAGAUUUCUACCGGACCAAACCAGUUCUCCGUCUCCUUGUUAGACGGAUCAGAUAGUGAUCUGUUGGUCAUGCAUUAACCAAGAGAGCAGGGGAGAGUGUACAUAUCCUUAAAACAAAGCAACUGACACGAAAACAAAAGCAGAUGAGAGAGUCUAGUUUUAGAAAUGUUAUAAAUCCCAGUAAUUAGACAGAUUCUACGCAGCCCCCCCCCCCCUUUCUCUUGUUAAAGCUAGAAUUCAGUCUCGUUGGGAACUUGUAAAAGGAUUUCUACCCCCACCCCCUCCCCCCUCCGCAGGGCCAGGACCGUGUCGCGAGGUAUUUAGUGUAACGAUGUGUACAUAUUGUUGUAGACACUUGAAAGUCACUGUCUGGAGCGAAGAAAGAAAUGCUCAUUAAUAUAUCCGUUCACGUUUGGUGAGUUUUUAUGUUGAUAAAAUGCAUAAAAUAAUAAAAUGAAAUACUUUUAA
Molecule: messenger RNA, 5756 nt
Organism: Mugil cephalus (flathead mullet)
Lineage: Eukaryota; Metazoa; Chordata; Actinopteri; Mugiliformes; Mugilidae
Product: serine/threonine-protein kinase 38-like
Exons: 14
Coding region: 370-1761 (463 amino acids)
Biological process (GO): intracellular signal transduction; peptidyl-serine phosphorylation
Molecular function (GO): ATP binding; protein serine/threonine kinase activity
Source: RefSeq, a predicted model, not a curated record